This is a messenger RNA of Myiozetetes cayanensis, 7538 nucleotides long. RefSeq names its product ankyrin repeat domain 27 (gene ANKRD27). Gene Ontology annotation, biological process: early endosome to late endosome transport; neuron projection morphogenesis. The record is from RefSeq and is a predicted model, not a curated record. The transcript is spliced from 28 exons. Gene Ontology annotation, cellular component: early endosome; late endosome; tubular endosome. Gene Ontology annotation, molecular function: guanyl-nucleotide exchange factor activity; SNARE binding. Lineage: Eukaryota; Metazoa; Chordata; Aves; Passeriformes; Tyrannidae. The coding region runs from base 2854 to 6048 and encodes 1064 amino acids.
AGGUUAGUCAUACAAACCUCUUAAAGUCUUCUUAAGAAAACCUGUGGGAACUUCCCUCCUCCCCUAAAUCCCUUCCCCCUGUUUUGCUGGGGAGUUAAAUGUUCUUUUAAAUUUCUUUCUGGCUGAAGUUUAUCAGUUGGGUAUUUUUGAUGGUGAGGUUCAGGUUUCUAGAUGAGGAGGAUGUGUGGAAUGUGUUCUUCUCCUCCCCUCCUUUUAUGGGAGGAACUCUUUGAAGAUGUGUUAAGUUGAAGAAGUGGCAGUGUAGCUGUAGCAAUUGGAGACAGUUGUGCAGUGCAGUUUUACUCUGCACUCUCAUGCUUGGUUGCUUUGUUGUGUCAAUGUGCUUUUUUCACCCCAGCACAGUUCAUGGUUUAAUACUUUCUCCAUCACUGUCUUGGGAGACCAUAGCAACCUCAUCUUCUGCUGCUUGACCAGAUACAUGAAUUCACCAAACAAAAGGCAGAUGAAGCUACCUCAGUGGGCCAACUCCAUUAAUGAAAGCUAGAUUUAGAAAGUACCUGGAGACACUAUGUAAUCCAGCCUCCUGGCUUCACUGUGUCCAUUAUCGCCCCUGGGAAAGGUUUGUCUAACACGAUCUUAGAGAUUUACUAUGUGAGACCUGAUACCUUUGCAAGCAGUCUAAACCAUGUGCUUAUCUUCUCUUUUGAAAGGUGUUCCUGAUCUGUAAUCUGAACCUGUUUUCUUCAGUUAAGGCCUGUUUCUGAGAUAGAUGUGGAAAAAAUGCCCUUCACUGAAAGCUUGAUACACCUGGGGGAAAAAAAUUCUUAGCUGGUGUUUCAUACAGUUUCUUCAGCAUAAACAUCACUGCCUUUCAUGGACUGGAUUCUGCUUACAGGACCUUCUUGCCUUUCUCACUUCAGAUUCUUCUCCGGUCAGUUCAUCUCUUGUGAUGAGGCCAUCAGAGCAUCCAAAAAAAGCAUGUGGUACUCCCAAAUAAGUCUUGCUGUGGCAAAUUAUUUUGCAGACUGCACACGUGUGUACGUACAGCUCUGCUUGGUCCUUGACUUAUAUGUACUAAAUUGUAUUUACUUAUAUAUAUAUUAAACUGUCUGAGUCAUGUUUGGACUGUAAGCUACAGUCACUUAAGAUCUUACUUGGAAUUGUGCCCUAUCCAGAUGUUCAGCAGGCAGGUGGUUUUUUGUAGCUAACUAGUUGUGCUUAUUCAGAUCAGUGAUGAGACACCUGUGUUCCUGCUGCAGACCUGACCCUGGGCUUGCGUUGCCUUUUCCCCUUCCCCUGCCACUGGCUGAGGGAGAAUCCCACAGCUUGAACUUGGACUGCAGCUGCCUACCAAGAAAUGUUUCUAGUCAUCAGCAGCGGUGGAUUUCCUGGUGGUAAUCCUGUUUACCCAGACGCUGUGGUGGGGCAGAUCGUGGAAUGAUUGAUGUUAGAAGGGACCUGAGAGAUCAUCUCUCUCUGCUCUCCUACCAUGGGCAGGGACACCUUCCACUAGACCAGGUUGCUCCAAGCCCUGUCCUGUGUUUAGCUCUCUAAGGCAGCUCUUCUUGUGCCUAAUAGGAGGACCAGAGCCCAGCUCAGUUAACAGGCUGUAGAUCAGUUAACAGCAGGGCUGAAACCCAAAGGCUAUCUGAAAUCAGUGGGAGUUGGGUGUGUGUUUUUCCACUCUCUUAAACUGCGAUACAAUGAGCUCACACUGAGUAAAUAAUGUGCUAGGUGUAAUUCUCCAUGUGAGGAAACAGAGGGAUACUGAUUGUCUAAGGGUGGCUUGCACAAACUGAAGUUUGUAGCUCACCCUUUCCCAGCAUGUUCAGCUGAAAGUGUGUGAGGAAAUUGUGCAACUUAUUGAUUCCUAAGGGAAGCUGGAUGAGGGACAAAGAUAUAGAGCCAGGUUGUAAGCAUUUGUAAGCCUGUUAAUCUCAAUUCUUCUUAAAAAGAAUAACUCUGAAGUUAUUCCAGUUAUUCCAACCAUUCUUUUGUUGAGUUUUUUUUGUACCCCUGGGUGUAGGAUGUCAUAGACAAUUAGAAUUGAGAAAGCAAGCAGUCAAGGCUCUAGUGCCUUAGGGUUAUCUUUUCCAGGGCACUGUGACACACCUAGUGACAGCUUUUUCCAGUGCUUACAGAUUUGGGUUUUCUGUCUCCAGUCCCUUUUUUGCUCACUAUUUUGCCAAAUGUUGUGCAUCAACCUGACCACAAAUCAUUGGGACCUUUUCCCUGGGCAUAGAGAUGACCAGAAAUUAUGAAAUUCACAGUGACUUUUUAAUUAUGACAUGGGUAUUCAUAUCUCCCUGGUGUCCUCUGUAACUGUCCCUGGAAAGUUGUGGAUUGCCUUACACAAGGGUGUGUUACCUUAUCUGGGUGUCUCAUUGAUGUGUGUCAGUAAUCCUUAUGCAGGUGAGUUUUAAGACUUACAUGAGCAUAGUGCAAAAGCAUCAGUGUCCUGUGGGGCAGUAGAAUCUGCUGUAAAAGAGCUGCUGACUUGUCUCUUGACCUGUUUUAGAUUUCAGCAGAAGUUAGCUUGUAUGUCAAAGUGUUAAUAAUUCUGAUCUUAAUUUCUCUCCUCCUCUUCUGUAUUCAUUGUUAGACUCCAACACCUGGAAGGCCUAAGGAGACAUUAUGAGGAUAAAUGUGGAAUUGGAAAUUUAUAUUAAUGAAAAGAAUGUCUGAAUAACUUCUGAGUAACCAUAGUUAUAGCUUAGUAUGCCACUGUCUGCUUACAUCAAGAUCUGAAACUGCUUUGUCCUUUCAGAGGAGAAUCAAAACUAUCCCCUGGGUAUUCCCAAAUAGCUUGUUUUAACAGAUAUAUUGUGUGUGAUACAUCAGCCAUUCUCCAUAUGUAUUUUAGAAAAUCUCCUUGGAAUACCUCAAGUCCAUAUGGCUAUGUAUGAUGAAGAUAUCUUGAAAAAUCCCUUUUAUUUGGCCAUUCAGAAGCGACGCCCUGACCUGUGCAGCAAAGUUGCAGAACUCCAUGGCAUUGUGCUAGUUCCAUGCAAAGGAAGCCUUUCAAGCAACAGUCUUUCUUCCUGCCAGUUUGAAUCUUAUGUUCUGAAGCCACUAGAAGAAAACUUUGAAACCUUAAAUGGAAAGGAGAUCUUCAUACAAGGAAACCUCAUCAUUUUAGGAGCCGGUUUUAAUUCCCAUCUCUCGGUACCCGUUCUCUUUGAGGAAACAUUUUACAAUGAAAAAGAAGAAAGCUUUAGUAUACUGUGCAUAGCUCAUCCCCUGGAAAAAACAGAAAGCUCAAGUGAAUCUACAGCUUCUUCAAACUCCUAUUCUCUUAAAAAUAUCGAAGAUGUUAGAGAAUUCUUGGGAAGGCACUGUGAGAGAUUUGAUAAAUACAUAGGAUCUUUCCACAGAACAUUUAAAGAACAUGAAAGGAAAAGCCUCCGCCACUACAUAGAUUCUGUCAAUGCACUUUAUACCAAAUGUCUCCAGCAUCUUUUGAGAGAUUCGCACUUGAAGAUGCUUGCAAAGCAAGAAGAGCAGAUGAAUCUGAUCAAACAAGCAGUUGAAAUGUAUAUCCACCAUGCUAUUUAUGAUCUAGUCUUCAAAUACGUGGGGACUAUUGAGGCAAGUGAGGAUGCUGCUUUUAAUAAAAUCACCAGGAGCCUUCAAGACCUGCAGCAAAGAGACAUUGGAGUAAAACCUGAGUUCAGUUUCAAUAUCCCACGUGCAAAGCGGGAACUGGGUCAGUUGAACAAAUGUACUUCUCCUCAACAGAAGCUUCUUUGUCUGCGUAAAGUUGUACAAAUCAUUAUGCAGUCUCCUAGCCAAAGAGUUAACAUGGAAACCAUGUGUGCAGAUGAUCUUCUCUCUGUUUUGCUGUAUUUGCUUGUAAAAACAGAAAUCCCAAACUGGAUGGCCAACUUGAGCUACAUCAAGAACUUCAGGCUUUGCAGCUCAGUGAAGGAUGAGCUGGGAUACUGUCUAACCUCAGUUGAGGCUGCAAUAGAAUACAUACGACAAGGCAACCUCUCUGACAGACCCGCAGAAUCUGAGAGUCUGUGUGACAAGCUGCUUUUGAGACAAAGGAUGAACUUGUUGUCCCAGAUGUCUGCUACACCAAUAGACUGCUUGUUUAAGCAUAUUGCUUCAGGUAACCAGGAGGAAGUGGAGCGACUGCUAAGUCAAGGUGACAAUGAUAAGGACACUGUGCAGAAAAUGUGCCACCCGCUCUGUUACUGCGACAAAUGCGAGAGGCUGGUUUCUGGGAAACUGAAUGAUCCUUCCAUUAUCACUCCAUUUUCCCGGGAUGACCGGGGAUACACACCACUUCACAUAGCUGCUAUUUGUGGGCAAACAUCACUAGUAGAUUUACUGGUAGCCAAAGGAGCCAUUGUCAAUGCUACAGAUUACCAUGGUUCUACUCCACUUCACCUUGCCUGUCAGAAGGGAUAUCAAAAUGUUACACUGCUCUUAUUGCACUAUAAGGGAAGUACUGAUGUUCAGGACAAUAAUGGAAAUACUCCACUUCAUUUAGCCUGCACUUACGGUCAUGAGGAUUGUGUCAAAGCUUUAGUCUACUAUGAUGUGCAUUCCUGCCGACUAGAUAUUGGCAAUGAGAAGGGAGACACUCCUCUCCAUAUUGCUGCUCGCUGGGGCUAUCAAGGGAUCAUAGAAGUGCUUUUGCAAAAUGGGGCAAAUCCAGAAAUUCAAAACCGGAUGAAGGAGACUUCCCUACAGUGUGCAUUAAAUUCCAAGAUUUUGUCACUGAUGGAAUUAAACUAUCUAACGUUUGAAAGAGGACAAAGUGCUUCUGAGUCACCACUUAGGUCUCCUCAGCUCUCAACAGAGACUUUCAGCAGAGGAUCAUCUGUCUCAAGCCUGUCCUCAGCAUCAACCGAUAUAAGGCAAGAAGAAGUAAAAAAUAGUUACAAAGAGGUGGAAAAACUCCUGAGAGCAGUUGCUGAUGGAGAUCUGGAAAUGGUACGUUAUCUCCUGGAAUGGGUGGAAGAAGACCUGGAAGAUGAGGAUGACACAGCCAGUACCUCAAAGCCAGAAUUCUGCCAUCCAUUGUGCCAGUGCUCAAAAUGUGGGCCAGCACAAAAGAAAUUUUCAAGGGUCUCUGCCAACGGGCUGGGAGUCAACGUUUCCAACCAGGACGGUUUCACCCCGCUGCACAUGGCAGCGCUGCACGGGCGCUCCGAGCUCGUCUCGCUCCUGCUGAAACACGGGGCCAGUGUCAGUGCCAAGAACGCAAAACACGCAGCUCCUCUUCACCUGGCCUGCCAGAAAGGGCACUUCCAGGUGGUAAAAUGUCUGAUGGAUUACAAUGCUAAACAAAAUAAAAAGGAUAUAUAUGGAAAUACUCCUUUAAUUUAUGCAUGCUUGAAUGGUCACUAUGAGACUACUGCCCUGUUGAUACAGCGUGGAGCCUCUGUGAACCUUUCCAAUGCCAAGGGCAACACAGCCCUGCACGAGGCCGUGGCGGGGAGGAACGAGGCCCUGGUGGAUCUGCUCCUGCAGAGCGGGGCCCUGACGCACCUGAGGAACGACAGGAGCUGCACCCCUGCAGACUGCGCUGAGCCCAACUCAAAUAUCCUUAAGUUACUGGAAGCAGCAGCAAGCUCUGUACCCACAUCAGCAGAAGGAGAGAAGGAGAGUGAGCAGCGUGCUACUGUCAAGAUAAGGAGAAAAGUGCAUUCUAAGUCCUGUGAGAAAGCCGAUGAUCCCGUAAGCAGACAACUUCAACUGGUCCAAUCAAUUAACAGAUUUAACAAAGAGAAACAUUUACGGAGAACAAUAACAAGAGAUAAAAGUGUCCCUAAUUUUGACUAUCAGUUACUGCACCAGAUGGCUAUUAAAAGCUUUGACAAAACCAAGUUAAAGUCUGUGGGAACGCUGGCCCAGAGCACAGUUCAGGGUAUGGACACGGGAAGCAGUGGUGAGUUUGUGGAACAGGAUGACACGAUGGAAGUUCCUCACAGGAGCCAGUUAAUGCAGCGGAGACACACAGUUAACGUGCCCCUUCCAGCAGAGGAUGGCAGUGACAGUGGUUCAUCCAGCCCUGGAAGUCUGGGUGUUUCACAGUCACAAGACUGCUGUGAGGACUCCAUUUCAGAUCACUGAAUUUGAUGCCAAAAGCUGAGGAACUCGGUGGUGUGAAUUUUGGUAACCCUUCACUGUAUGUCAUCAGUGCCACGUGCAGGCCUGUGCUCGGAGCAGAGGACAGGACAGCUCUGCAGCACAAAUGAAUGUUUCAGCACUUUGAAGAAUGACUCCUGUUUAUGGUGGAGGUAACACAGCCAGAUCAUUACUGAUCUCACAGACAGGGACGUACCAAGAUGUAGACAGCAGAAUUACUUUCCUAUCCUACUUAGCACUUAACUAAAAAAUUCUAUGUAACAGGAAACCAAAUGAAACCCUGUAUUGUAUUUUUCAGCCACCCACUUUGUUUUAAAAGUCUUUGAAUAAUUUUUGCAUUUUCAGUUUUUAUCACUACACUGAGAAUAUAUUUAUAUAUAUAUGAAAAGAUAUAUUGGAUAACAAGGUAUUUAUUGCCAGAGAUAACUGAAAUGUCUCUAUUUUUAUUGUAAUGUUACAAACCGUUAUAGUAUAUAUUUCUGUAUAGUUCAGUAGCUGGGCAGACAAUAGUCCAUAACAUCUGCAGCACUGCAUUAUUAAUGUGAAGAGAUGUAAUCCCUGCUGAUUCCUUGGCAAUGCUCCCCUGUAUUGGAGCUGCAGCAUCAAGUUCUUACACAGGAGCCAAAAUACUGGGGGAAAAGUAGAGAGACCUUAACAAAGCUAAACUUUGGACUUGCUCUUCACAGCCUAAUAAAAACAAUGCAGAAGCUUGUAAGGACACACAAAACAGUUUGGUUUUUCCUUCCUCUAAAGCAAGUAAUGCCAAAAUGCACAACUGUUCAUGAUUCUGAACCUGGGCAAUGUCUGCAGACAGAACUGCUUAGGAGGCUGCUCUGGACCGCUCUUAAAAAGGUGAGAUUCCCAUAUGAAAGGUAUUUCUCACAUCAGUGAGCUUUGGUUGGAAUAUGCCAAAUCCCACCCCAUUCCCAGGGGUGAUCACUGAAAGCUCACAGGGAACUACAAGGUGGCUGCUUAGAUUUCAACUUCAUUUUCCACUGUUCAGUUACGUGUAAAUAGCACAAGCCAGGUUUGACCGUCCCAGUAUUUUUUGUUCUUGGUUCAUCACAUCCAGCUUGCAUUUUAUUUCUCUUUCCAAACUGUCUGUAUGGAUAAUUUUAUUUCUUUUAACUGUGGUAUUAGUAACCUGCCUGGCAAAGUACAAAGCUGGAAGAGAGACUGAUGGGUUUUUCAAAUAACUUUUUAAUCUAAGAGUUAAAAUGUCAAAUGACAUUUGAGUUUGAGGGCAAUGUGUUUAUUUUUCUAAUAAUUUAUGAGUUCGUAUGAUUUUCUGAUGUGCCUUGGAUUUGUGCCAAAUGAUGGAAAGCAAAAACUAGUAAAGUAACUCUUGAAAAUGCUGUUUUGAGUCCUUUUGUCCAAGCAUUUUUCUGUUGUGCAGAUUUCCUUGCUUGGUUUUUUAGGCAUUUGAAGAUUUCACCUUGUAUUGAGUUGUAAAUUAAAGGUUCUCCUGGAAUUUA